AUGAAAGAGACUCUGCGCAAGAAGACGGCCAAGACCGACUCCAAUAGUGAAUUCGAUACAGCCAGUGAGGCUCCUUCUAAUCCAUGGGCAAGCGAGACUUCUUCUGCUGUCAAUGGUGAUACGCUUUCUCGCCAGUCCACAAAGGCAUCCAAGAGCCCAGAUACCGUUUCUCCAAACAGAAGUAUUCCACCAUCUGUGACCGAGGAAAAGCAUCAAUCACCACCACCCACGCCUGCUGCUCGAUUGGAUGUUCCUGGUGCGGACAAUGGGACUGACGACGCAUCAAAACCAACCCGCCGAAGAAAGACCAUAACUAAAAAACCACAUACGUUCGAACUUGAGGCGGAUCUGAAUCCUGUUAAACCUAAGGAACAGCCACCCGCUAUGCCCUCCGAACCACCCAAACCAGAGACGCCAGCUCCUAAAAAGAAGAAACGUGUAUCUCAACCCCCUGCCGCGGAAACACCACCGGCUGUCACCAUCAACUCUCUUCCUUCAGUCCAACAAGCUCCUCCUGCCCUUUCACCUGCAGUUGCAUCUCCGAAGCCUCCCCCUGCAGCUCCAAUGUCUCCCCCAAUACAAUCACCUCCUCAAAUGACAGCUCCAGCUUCACCUAAGCCACCAUCGACACCUUCGACACCUUCGACACCGAUAGCAAAUAACCCCUUCACUGCUCACCGAACCAAGAAAUCAGUAUCAUCAGCCCCCAUUCAAAUAGCAGGUUCGAACCCGUGCCGCUUCUCUCCGCCGCGUUUGGCGGAUGAAGCCUUCUAUGGGAAAGUCAUAGUAUUGACCCACGGGGCGAGUCAAACCGGGCAAGCCUUGAUCCGCCAGUUCCACGCCGCAGGAUGCCGCAUCAUCUUCGGCGACACGAAUGGAGAUCAAGCUCGCAAACUCAUCUCGAGCCUGCCUCCGCCACAUGUAGUGCAUUUCAACAAGUGUGAUCUCACCAGUUAUUCCGACAUUCUGGAACUAUUCAAGUUGGCAACCACGAUGUACGGUCGUGUGGACCACGCCAUAUUUGGUGUAGGCGACGAUGGUGGUCAAGCUCGAACGGUUGGCGAGGGUGAAAAAGGCUGGUUUGAAGAUAGACCAGGGGUGAACAAGACUUUUCGAAUGGCCGUGAGCGAGAUUGAGCGGGAACCUUAUGGUCUAGGGGAUAUACUCACUGCGAGUGUCAGAUUUGCACGCAUAGCCAUGGCAUACCUGAAAUACUCGCCAAAGUCGAAGCCAAAAAAGAAAAUCGUCAACCCUUACGCAAAGACCGAGCCAGAGCCAUCAGCCGGGUUCCCGGCAAAAGACGAUCGAAGCUUGACCUUCGUCACGAGUAUUGCCGCCUUCAAGGAGACGCCCAUGUUACCGAUCUACCAAAUCACGCAGCACUCGAUACUGGGCCUUGUACGCAGUCUACGCAGUACCGUCGAUCCUGACCCUGAGCGAGACGGAGUUCGAAUCAAUGCAGUAGCCACAAAUGUUAUGGUUCCUCGUGCUGUGGCCCAGUCUGGCGGACGGAUGUCGGUUGCACUUCCACCUGAUCGUCCUGAAGACGUGGCGCGAGUGGUGGCAGGCGUGGUAGCGACCAGCACGUCCAAUACCGGGAAUGACACAGGAGUCACACAUGGUGGAGGAAUCUGGUAUGAGAAAGGGUACGAGAGAGGUAUGACAGAGCGGUACCUUCACGGCCGAGUGAUCUAUAGUGUCGGACUUGACUGCUGGGAUGUACAGGAAGGCAUGGAUCGAAGUGAGCCUGUAUGGAUGGGAGCAAAAUCUAGUGAUGCUUUGGCAAGGGCAAUGAACGGUCUGAACGUUGGGUCUGCUGCCGUUACUGGGCAAGGGAGCAAUUGGAUCUUGGAUUUCGUCUGA
This is a messenger RNA of Exophiala viscosa, 1863 nucleotides long. RefSeq lists its product as uncharacterized. The coding region runs from base 1 to 1863 and encodes 620 amino acids. The record is from RefSeq and is a predicted model, not a curated record. Lineage: Eukaryota; Fungi; Ascomycota; Eurotiomycetes; Chaetothyriales; Herpotrichiellaceae. The transcript has a single exon.